CUUAAUUUUAACCAAAAAGGCCUUUUUUCCUCUUUAAACCUGUCGGUGGACAACUCUUAACUGUGUCAUGUGACAAGUAAUCACGUGACAGAAGAUAAAAGUGUCAAUGUAUCUCAUGGAAUAACAUUUUGAUAAUUUUGUUUUGUUAAUUAUAAAGUGAGUAUGUCAUAGGCAGAAAAAAUAUAAUUACUGGCACUGGCAUUAAAAUUUAAAAGAUUAUCUCAGAUAUUCAAAUAUAAUUCAUUGUAUUUUUAUUGUAACUAAGAUAAUAAGGUAAUCUACCUUUUGAGCGUCGGCCAAGAAAAAAUCCAGUUUUUCCGAUUGGAAGGGCUAUGUAAACAACUAUUCUUACAUUGCAGUCUGUUAAUAUUUUUGCUUCCGUAUAGAGGCUAUAAAGUUAUAUAGCAUAAUAGAAAUACAUUUAAAUACUUAUUACUGCCAAGCUACCGAUAUGCCAGGAAGAAAAAGAGACAACAAUUUUUUUUUUUAUCCAGAUGACGCGGAUGUCCACACACAGAAUGUGGAAAACGUGAAUAAUCAGAAAGCAUAAACUGAAAAGACAGUUUGGCACAAAAAGCGCCGGUGAUCUUUCCCCUUCAUAUUUACGUGGAUUCAUGUACCACAACCGUUUUCGUGGAAAUUAUAUUUUUUUUAAACUUCAUUGUCAACUUGGGGGAUAACUAUUCAUAAUUCCAUUUUCACACAUUAUCUUCUAUUUCAAAAAAAUUGUUAUAGUUUUUCUAUUUUAAAAAAAUUUUCUAUUAUAAUGGGAAUGAAUAUGUACAACCAAUGUCAUUAAAAAUAAUAUAAGAAUAGUUGUUUAAAUAGCCCUUCCAACCUGAACAGCUGGAUUUUUUCUUGGCCGACGCUCAAGUGGUAGAUUACCGAUAAUAACUAAGAACAAUGAUAAAUGCUUCACUGUGCGACUGUCAGUGUGCCUUCCCCCUCGGUGUAGUAACAGUAACACAGUUCAAAAAUCAAUAUAAACACUCAUUCUUCCCACGAACAAUAAUUGCUUGGAACCAACUGGACAAUGCCGCUGUGGACUCGACAUCAAUCGAGAGUUUCAAAGCUGCCCUGGCGCCCGCUAGGAGCUGUUAGGAUAACUACAUCGUUUCCCAAACCGUUGCUUAUAUUCAUAUGCCAGUACUUGGUUGCAGCAACGUAGUCUAUCAGACAUAAUCAGAAUAUGCUUGAUCUUGGGCCCUCAAAAUAUUUUUCACGUCAACUUCACGGUGAAGAUUAAGAUGUGCCUUUUUUUUUUUUUUUAACUUCUCCCAACCUCACUUCAUCAAAAUCUAGCCAUACACAUUUUAAAUUUAAAUAAUAAUUAAUAUUAAUAAUGUCUAGGUCUAGCCCCAUAUCCAGAAAUUUGUUUGAAAGAAAUUUCGUUGACGGAAAGUUGAUUGAACGAAAAUUUGGUUGCAUCUUUUUUUUCAGUUCAAACGUUAAAAUUUUCGUCAAAUUUCUUUUUGAAUGCUCUAUUCUAUACCAUGUAGUAAACCAAAAUGAUGCGUUCAAAAAGAAAUUUGACGCAAAAUUUUAACGUGACAACUGAUAAAAAAGAUUCAACCAAAUUUCCAUUCGAUCAAAUUUCCAUCUAUCAAUUUUUCGUCAACAAAAUUUCUUUCAAACAAAUUUCCGGUAACCCAUUUUAAACAAAUGUUUACAUACAAUGUAAAAUUUGUAUUAAGUUAUUUUAAUUUUUAUGGGAAACAUUUAAAUGGCUAUAGGCUAUAUCCUUUAUUAAUACAAUAAUAUACUAUUAUACUAUGGGGUCGUCCAUUAAUUACGUCAAUAAUUAUUAAGUAAUUUUCCCCCCCCUCCCCCCCCCCCCUCCACCUUGUCAACAACUGUCAAACUUUCAAUGACCCCUCGUAUUUAAUCAUGUCAACAUUUUCUACCCCCCCCCCCCAAAAGGAAUUAUAUUAUAAAUAAAUUUAUAAAUACAUUUCACAUUGUGCUGAUCUAUUUUCUAGCUGCUAUCAUCUUCCCAUGGAGUAGCCAGGUUUGCUCUAUCAUAACAAUAGGCAUCAGGGACAUCAUUUUUGGAGGGCCGGAGGGCAUUCCCCCCCCCCCCCCAUAAUUUGCAGUUUUUAUUUAAAUUGCUAUGUAUUGUGGCACCUCCAGUAAUAAACAACUUAACAAGCCGACCAAGUUUUGGUUUUGCCUCCUCCCCCCUGAAAAGAACCUGAAAUGACACCCCUGAUGGGCAUAGUCUAUAGUAGCUGAUUUAUCAUUAGCAUCUUGCGGCACUGAUAUACCAGACAAGGUAUAGGAGCCUAUAUAUUGAUUGAAGUGAUUGAAGUGAUUGAAGUGAUUGUCUGGUUCAUUUCAACUAAUACUAAUAACUAAGGGGCUUCACUAUGAAAUUGAAAGUUUAUUGAUUUUUGAUUUGGCAUUACACAACUGCAUUACUAUUAUUAGUAUUGACUGCUAUGCAUUUUUUUCUAAUCUCUCAAGGAAAUUAUUUUUAGGUACAAAUAGGCCUUCAUGUCAUAAAUUAUCUCAUUUUAAGACUGUUGUGUGCUGAGAUUUACAAAUCAUUGAUGUUUUGCUAGAUACACUAUCACAUAGGUCAAGGCCAAGGAUAACAAAAACUUGUGACUUGUAACUGAACUAGACUACAUACAGAUAACUAAAUCACAAUUUUCUUGUGCUUGAGGAAGAGAAUAGAUAUUUAAGAAUAAUGGCUUCAGGAAAAACUCAGUAAGUUUCAUUAUAAAAUUGAUAUUGAUCAUUGCUUAUCUUAAGGUGCAUGCACUUCUUCUCAUGCUAUGAGUAGACAAUUUUUGUUAAAAGUUAAAUUGUAAUAUCCACUACUAAUAUUACAUUAAACAAUUUUUAAAUUCUUAGUUCAGCUACCUAAAUUUCUCGACUUUUCAAAAGACUAACAUAGACACCUUUCAAUGGUAUAAAAAUGAUGUACACUUAGGCCUAACUUUUUUUUCUCAGACCAACAUUUAGCAGAGGAGACCAUACUCAUGUUAUACCUAUGGAGCUCUUUCAACAAAAUCGCAAGCGACUAUGUGAUAGAUUGAUUUCUACUGGGAAAGUGCCAAAAGGAGCUUUCAUUGUACUUCAAGGAGGUGGUGCAGAAACUCGCGAUGACACUGAUCAUGAACCUCUUUUCAGACAAGUACGUUACCCCUCCCCCAUAAAUUUAAACACAACAUCUUUUUAUUUAAAACAUUUUACUUUUAAAAAACAUAAAAUAAUUUUCGAAUGUUUGAUAAAAUAAUUUUCGAAUGUUUGUUUACGAUAAUGACACUCACAUAAAUAAUGUUAUUUUUAAGGAAUCCUUUUUCCAUUGGGCUUUUGGAGUUGAAGAGCCAGAUUUCUUUGGAGCAAUAGAAGUUGACACAGGCAGAGCCAUACUGUUUCCUCCUCACUUGCCUGAAGCCUAUGCUGUUUGGAUGGGAAGGUAGGCCUAUCUAUUCAUAAAUGGCCAAAGAACCAUUUAUACCCCCCUUUAUCCUGUGAGUUUCCAAAAGGCUAAAAAUACUAUUUGGCCCUGGCCCUGGAGUAAACCUAACAACAUCGGAAUACAAAUUAUUCUGUACUGGUGUAGAUGUACUUUUUUUUUAAAUUUAUUUUGACUUGUAAAUUUCAUUUUUGUUUAGUAAGAUGCACUAAGCUAUUAAGAUUAACACUUGAAUUGGUCUUGAUGUUAGAAAAACUUUUUCUCUUAGGCUUUUGACUGAAGAUGACUUCCAGCGCUUGUACUCUGUUGAGGAGGUCCAUUUUUCUGACAAGGUCGGUUCUUUAAGUUGUCAAUUAAAGGUUAAUGCAGCCAUUUUUAAAUUAAGUUCCCCAAAAACAAACAAGAAUACAUUUAUAUACUGUAACUUAUGAAAUUUAUUUGCAUGAGAGUUGUCUCUAUAAUAUAUCUAUUAAUGUCAUUUGUCUCCAGAUUGUUGAAGUGCUUAAAAAUAAAAAUGUCUCGGUCCUGUUGACCCUGGUGAGUCUUUAAUAUCUGCAGUAGUUUAUUAUAUAUUAAUAAGAUAUUUCAGAAAAAACUAUUCCUUUUUUAAAUAACAGCAGACCUACCAUUAUGACCUUUUCUUUGAAGGAAUUACUGUGGGUGGAAAUGUUAUGACCUUCUUCUUUAAGGAUGUUUGGUGUGUAUCAAGAUAGCUGCAGCAAUUCUUUAUUAUCACGGCAACUAUCAGUUCACAAAAUCUCCUCCUUUAAAACUUCACUGCACUGACUCCUAUCCUAAGACCACUCUUGUCUCACUGACCAACCACCAACUUGUACCUUUUUAUGCUAUCUUGAUAACUCAACAUACUGACAAUAACUGAACUCCACAAACUGACCUUGCAUCACCUGACCUAUGACCGCUUGCCCUCCCAAAAUCUCUCACAUCUCAUGAUCAACAUCUGUCAUAAACAAACAAUCACGCUUCCAAUUCCAGUUCAUAACGCUAAGCAGAAUUAGAAAUAUAACAAGGUAGUAGUAAUAAGACAAGUAACAACAUAUAAAGAGGGACUUAGCAUAUAAAAGUAUCAACAAAAGUUUUUUCUAUAUAUUUUAAAAAUGCUUUUAAAUUCUUUUCCAAAAUUUAUAAAAAUGUUCACUAUUCUGGUAACACCUUUAUGUUCUUCUUUUCAUUGAAAGAUGUUUUUCUUUAAACAAUGCUUAACUGGGUUAAAUCAGAACAGAGAAUGAUUUUACCCGAUUUCAGCUGUCCUGCUUCAAAUUCUAAAUUUUUAAAUUUUUUAUUUUAAAGUUUUAUAUUUUGUUUAUUUCAGCAUGGUCUGAACACAGACAGUGGUAAAUACAGCAAAGAGGCAGUCUUUGAAGGCAUUGGAGAGUAAGCAAUUUAAGGACUAAAGUAAUUUGGAAAGAUAGUUUCUACCAGUGACAUGACAUUUAUAAACAUUUAGUUUAGUUUAUUGUCCUGAAAUAGUUAUUUUUUUUAAGACCGCUGAAGAUUUAUUUGUUCAUUUGGCUUUAGCAGUUGGUAGAUUUUUAAAAAGAUACAGAUAAAUAUAUUAUUUACUGAAUCAACCUUAUGCUUAUCUUUCUGUUUCUACCAUUUAAUCCUUCUCCAUUAAAAUUGAUACAAAUUUCAGAUUCACUGUCAACAACGAGAUUCUUCAUCCUGAAAUUACAGAAUGGUAAGGUUCAGAAUAGCCAAGCAAGAGAUGAAAUUAAUGUAGAAAUCAGCAGAGUUUCUGUUCCUUAGCUAUUUUUUCACAUUUUGUAAAGUUGUGAUGACAGUGAAGUGACCCUAGAAGGGUAUUAAUUAUGACCCACAUUUUGAGGAGUUUUUCUCAUAAAUUAUAAAUUAAAAAGAAAAAUAUUUGUUAGACAAUGUGUAUCAGUAAUAUAUUUGUAUUAACAUUUUCAACUUAGGAUGAUUAUUUUAUAAAUAUUGAAAUAUUGUGUAUUUCAGUCGUGUGUUUAAGAGUGACCUUGAACUUCAAGCCCUAAGAUAUGCCAAUAAAAUCAGCAGUGAAGCUCACAUUGAGGUUAGUUUUCUUAGAAAUGUAACUGAAGUGUUUCAUAAAACGCAAAUCGCUGUGGAAUUUCUGGAAUCUUUUUAUGUUUACUCCAAAGCCAGUGUUUUUAUUCAUAUGGCAUAUCAUGAUCUAUAAAUGUUUGAUAUUUCAGGUCAUGAAGAAUGUUCGCCCUGGAAUGUUUGAAUACCAAGCAGAGAGGUUCAUUGGUUUUUUUUUGGUUCAUUUAAAUAAUCCGAAUUUUUUAAUGUCUUUAUCUAUUUUCAAAUCUGUACUAGUUCAAAUCAGUUUUCAUGUAAUGUUCUAUUCUUCAUAACUUAUUUUAUUUUAUGUUAUAUCAUAUCAUAUUUGAUUAACUAUUUCCUUGAGAUUUUACUUUGUUAAAAAUUAAAUAUGAUAAUAAAUAAGCAUAUUUUUUUCUUUCAACAGUAUAUUCCAUCAUUAUUGUCGUUACACAGGCGGUCUCCGAAUGCUCUCUUACACUUGCAUUUGUGGGAGGUAAAAAAUGAUGUCCAAUUUUUCUUAUUGUUUUUUUUAAGAAACUUUCUUGGUCCCAUUUGCUAGACACUUAAACUCUAAACACUUUAUCCAGCCAUUAUUUAUGAUUGUGCAUUGUUCAUAGACAUAAAUAAUCAAACAAUUGUAAUUAACAUCUGCAAGUUCAAAGGGAGACAAUAUUGAUUGCAAUCAGGUAGGGUCAUCUAAUUUGCAUUGCAUUGUUUGUUUUUUUGUUAGUUUCACAUUUUUCUAUAUAUAAUAUAAAUUCACUCAUAGUGGGAAAAGUCAUGGACAUUAGAAUAACUCACUAUUAAAUUUCUGGUUUAAUAAGCAAUAUAGCAUUAUUAUUUUUAUUUCAACAUUUGUAAACCGGUAAUUUUUUUUUUUUUUUUAAAUAUCAGAAAUUAAUUUUUAAAUAUUCAGUUUUCUUUGAUCUUAAUUUUACUUUUCAGUGGUCACAAUGGAUCAGUCCUACAUUAUGGCCAUGCUGGGGCUCCCAACUCCAAAGAAAUUCAAAAUGGUGACAUGUGGUAAGUUUCAGUUCCUACUGGUUAAUGGUCAGUUCCUUAAAAAAAAUAUUGGACAUAAAACAGAAAAUGCUUGCAUCUGAGCAUUUCAUUUUCUUCUGAGAUCUGGGAUUAUUUCAUUUCUGAGUGGAGAUCAUGCUAUAUUCAUAUAACUUUAUGACAAUGACAUAAACACUUGCCUGUUACUUGAUGACAUAAACACUUGCCUGUUACUUGAUGACAUAAACACUUGCCUGUUACUUGAUGACAUAAACACUUGCCUGUUACUUGAUGACAGUUGAACACAGUUACAGAUAUUAAGGUUUGUAUACCUUCCCCCAGUUUGUUUGACAUGGGUGGAGAGUACUACUGCUAUGCUUCAGACAUCACAUGUUCCUUCCCAGCCAAUGGAAAGUUUACAGCUGAUCAGAAGGCCAUUUAUGAAGCUGUACUUGCCUCCAGUCGGGCUGUCAUCGCUGCUAUAAGGCCAGGUCACAAAUUUAAUCAGAAAAUUAAAUAUUUAUCAAAUUAUUUAUGGCGUUAUUUUUUAAAUAUAAUUCUUUAUUAAACAGAUACUUGACUGUAAACCAGCAAAGCAUUUAAAGACACUGUCUGAUAAUGGCAAUGAUGUAAUUUCACAAAAUUGGUCAGAUACGUCUGACAAUGUACAAAGUAAUGAUUGUUUACUAUUUGACUGUUAUUUUAUCCAGGAGUGAGCUGGCUGGACAUGCAUCUACUGGCAGAACGUGUGCUUCUGGAGCAUCUCGUACGGCUCGGAAUUCUUCAAGGAGACAUUGAGGAAAUGAUGCGCGUGAGGCUGGCUGCUGUCUUCAUGCCUCAUGGUCUCGGACAUUUUCUUGGUGUGGACACACAUGACUGUGGUGGUUACCCCCAGGUAAGGUCUAGUCCAAUGUUACAGGUAAUACAGGGCUAAUGUCCACAGCUAAUACAUUAGUGGUUACCCCCAGGUAAGUUGUAGUCCAAUGUUACUCUCAAAACAAACCUCUCCCUCCAUUCACUCCUUCUUCUAUAUCUAUUGGCAACUCUGACAUUACACUCUCUCCCUCUGCCAGAAACCUUGGAGUCACGCUUACGGACACCCUCUCCAUGGAGAAACAUGUCACGAAUAUAUGCAGAUCAGCAUAUAACGAAAUUAGAAAAAUCAGCACCAUUAGACACCUCCUCUCCUUUGAUGCCACAAAAACUCUCGUCUCUUCACUCAUUCUUUCAAAAUUUGACUACUGUAACAUUCUUCUCUCAGGCAUUCCUCAACACCACAUAGAAAAACUUCAGAAGGCACAGAACUCAGCAUGCAGACUCAUUUUUAAAUCAAUGAAACAUGACCACAUUCAACCACACAUGCGGCAACUCCACUGGCUUCCAAUAUCCUCUCGCAUCAAAUACAAGUCUGCCAAUCUUUGCUUCAACUCGUUCACUGACCCUCACUUUCCUGUCUAUCUCUCUGAACUGUUGCUUCCUUACAUCCCCACAAGACAACUACGUUCUUCCAUUGACAGUAGAACCCUCUCAAUCCCAAGAACUAAAACUAAGACCAUCGGUGAACGCUCCUUCUGCUUCCAUGGGCCCACGUUCUGGAACCAGCUCCCCUUCCAUAUACGUCAUAGUGAAACCUCGUCCAUUUUCAAAAAGUCCCUUAAAACUCAUCUGUUUAGGUCCGCCUAUGACCUGUGAUGCACCCUCCUUGCCCUACCUCAUUUUCUGUUUCGGGUUGAUCCUGAAGUGUCAAAGUGUCCUCGUUUUAUAGCCAUUUUCAUUGUUUCUAUAGAAAAGUAGUUACUAUCCUAGUGUCUCAUUUGUAUUUACUUAGUUUACAUGUUUUAAUAAUUGUAAAGCGCUUAGAGCUUUAUGAUAAGCGCUAUAUAAAAAUGCCUAAAUAAAUAAAUAAUACAUGGCUAAUGUCCACAGUUAAUACAUUGGUCAGUGUCCAAUGAUAAUCCACUGGGUUAACUCCACAGAUAAUUCCCUAGCCAAGGUCCCCAGAUAAUGCACUGGCCAAGGUGCACAGAUAAUGCACUGGCCAAUGUCUAUGGAUAAUGCACUGGUCAACAUGCAUGGAUAAUGCACUGGGUAAUCUCCACAGAUAAUGCACUGGCCAAUGUCAACAGACAAUGCACUUGGUGAUCUACUCUUGUGCUUGAUCAAUAGAAUAAAUGUGUUACAGUAUAUUAGAAUUUCAUUUGCACAUGUGUCAAGUCUUCUCCAUAUUUCAAGCUGCCUAGGAUUAGUUCAAUCUUAGCUGUUGCUCACCCUGGAUGUGCACUUUGCUCACCCUGGAUGUGCACUAGUUCAAUCUUAGCUGUUGUUCACCCUGGAUGUGCACUUUGCUCACCCUGGAUGUGCACUUUGCUCACCCUGGAUGUGCACUUUGCUCACCCUGGAUGUGCACUUUGCUCACCCUGGAUGUGCACUUUGCUCACCAUGGAUGUGCACUUUCCUUCACCCUGGAUGUGCACUUUGCUCACCCUGGAUGUGCACUUUGCUCACCCUGGAUGUGCACUUUGCUCACCCUGGAUGUGCACUUUGCUCACCCUGGAUGUGCACUUUGCUCACCCUGGAUGUGCACUUUGCUCACCCUGGAUGUGCACUAGUUCAAUCUUAGCUGUUGCUCACCCUGGAUGUGCACUAGUUCAAUCUUAGCUGUUGCUCACCCUGGAUUCGCACUAGUUCAAUCUUAGCUGUUUCUCCUCCUGGAUGUGCACUUUAAAGUUUUUACCUUUUUUAAAAAAAAUCUCUUGUCAAAUUGAACCAUGGCAAGUUUAAGCAAUGUUGAAUAAGAAUAAAUCUAUCAUUUGGAUACGAGGAAUAUUUUGAUUUUAUCACUUGACCAGGGAACAUCGCGGAUUGAUGAGCCAGGCUUGAGAUCUCUACGCACAACUCGUACACUGGAACCACGUAUGGUCAUCACAAUAGAACCAGGAUGCUACUUCAUGGAUAUUGUAAGUUCACGCCCAAUUCAUAUAGAUUGGAGAAUAUAGAUUGGAGAAUAUAGAUUGGAGAAUAUAGAUUGGAGAAUAUAGAUUGGAGAAUAUAACAAAAUGUCAAGUUUUUCUUUCUUUUUGUUUUGUUUUUUUUUUGUUAGUGAGAAACCCUUUAGUUAGUGAGAAACCCUUUAGUUAGUGAGAAACCCUUUAGUUAGUGAGAAACCCUUUAGUUAGUGAGAAACCCUUUAGUUAGUGAGAAACCCUUUAGUUAGUGAGAAACCCUUUAGUUAGUGAGAAACCCUUUAGUUAGUGAGAAACCCUUUAGUUAGUGAGAAACCCUUUAGUUAGUGAGAAACCGUAUAGUUAGUGAGAAACCCUUUAGUUAGUGAGAAACCCUUUAGUUAGUGAGAAACCCUUUAGUUAGUGAGAAACCCUUUAGUUAGUGAGAAACCCUUUAGAUCAUUUAUUUUUCUACUCAUAAAAUAAUUGAAUUGUCAACUAGUAUCUUUUAGUUGCUGGACAGAGCCUUAUUCAACUAUUAUUAUCUUUUAGUUGCUGGACAGAGCCUUAUUCAACUAUUAUUAUCUUUUAGUUGCUGGACAGAGCCUUAUUCAACUAUUAUUAUCUUUUAGUUGCUGGACAGAGCCUUAUUCAACUAUUAUUAUCUUUUAGUUGCUGGACAGAUGAAUGAAAUAGCAAAACGAGAUAUGUGGAAGGUUAAGUAAGAGAACAGGACAAAAAACAAGGACGUUUCGGCAUAAAGCGCUCUUCAGCUAACAGUAGAAAUGAAAAUAUAACAAAGAACAGAGCACAGUAGAAACUCAAGAAGUAUCCAUUUGUGUCGUCGGAAUCAUGCAAAGACUCUAUACCUUUCUCACAACUUCUUAGACUACGGCGUCUCUGCCAAAUUGAUGAGGAAUUUUUGGAAAGAGCUGAUGAAAUGAUGGAUUUCUUCCGCUCUAGAUCCUAUCCUGAAACUACUCUUGUCUCAGUACUAGGUUUCAUCAGCACUAUCACACAAAAAGAGGCUUUCAAAACUCGUCAAAACAACAAUGAAGAUCGUACCAAACUUAUACUAACCUACCACCCUUACAAUUUAACUGCUAAAAAAGUAUUCCUAAAAAAUCAUAGCAUACUUCUUGCUGACCCCGAUACCAACAGGGUUUUCUCAUCCCCUCCACCGAUUGUCUUUAAACAGGACGAAAAUCUAGGUGAUCUUCUGGUUCAUAGUCGCCUUCGAUCUGAACCGGCUUACGUUGGUACUAAACCAUGCUUAAGAGGCCGCUGCAGAACUUGUCCCUUUAUUCUCCAAACUGAAAGCAUUGGCCUCCCUAAAGGUACCUUUACCAUUAAAGAGGGUUUCACCUGUGUCAGCCAUAAUGUAAUAUGCGAUUGUGUGCCGUAGAUGCCAAUCUAGCUACAUAGGUGAAACUGGGAGAAGAUUGGGUGAUAGGUUUACUGAACAUCUAGGGGAUAUUGAGCAAUGUAAACCUUUCUUUCAACAGAAAAGAACAGAAAGGUGCAUUGGAUGUAACUCUUACGGCACUGAUUUCAUGCAGUAACACACUGGAGAGGGUUAAAAUGGAAAAUACAUUUAUCCAGCUGUUGGGCACCAUAUCUCCAUAUGGUAUUAACCAAAUACUAUCCUACUAAUGUUUCUCUGUUUCCCUGUAUUUCAUCUAUUUUCUUAUUGCUGUGUGUUGAUGUAUCCCUGGAUAUUCUGGUCCAUUAUUAUUGUGGACUUCAUUUUUCACAGUGUCAAUAUUUAUAUUCUCUCGCUUCCUGUGUUCCCACUUCUGGCGACACGAAUGGAUACUCCUUGAGUUGUCUACUGUGCUCUGUUCUUUGUUAUAUUUUCAUUUCUACUGUUGGCUGGGGAAAGCUUUAUGCCGAAACGUCCUUGUUUUUUGUCCUGUUAUCUUACUCUAGCUUCCACAUACCUCGUUUUUCUAUUUCAUUCAUUUACUAAGCUUGAAUGCAGUCCUUUAAUUUAUAUUUACUGGACAGAGCCUUAUUUAACUAUUAUCAUCUUUUAGUUACUGGACAGAGCCUUGAAAGAUGAGCGCCAUCAACAGUUUAUUGUUCCUGAAGUUUUGAGGCGAUUCAGAGGAUUUGGCGGGGUAACUGUUCAUGUGUCCCUGUGGAAUGAUGUUAUCAUUGCUUAUUUGGCGGGGUAACUGUUAAUGUAUCCCUGUGGCAUGAUGUUUUCAUUGCUUAUUUGGCGGGGUAACUGUUGAUGUGUCCCUGUGGAAUGAUGUUAUCAUUGCUUAUUUGGCAAGGUAACUGUUGAUGUGUCCCUGUGGAAUGAUGUUAUCAUUGCUUAUUUGGCGGGGUAACUGUUGAUGUGUCCCUGUGGAAUGAUGUUCUCAUUGCUUGCUGUACAGUUAUGAGUGCCAACAUUCUAAAUAUUCCUUUUUUACAAAAAAAAUUAUUCUUCAUUCUUUUAUCUCAACUUAUCAGUGUAUGUGAAUCUAAUGUGAAUCAAAAUUUCUCUUCUUUUUUGGGUGUGUAUAAUGUUGUGUGGUGGAGAGUGGCAUCCUCCAGUUCCAAUGUUGUGUGGUGGAGAGUGGCAUCCUCCAGUUCCAAUGUUGUGUGGUGGAGAGUUGAAUCCUCCAAUUCCAAUGUUGUGUUACUCCCAAGACAUUUUUUGAUGUACAGUUAUUUUGCAGAUAUUCCAAUGAGAAUCGACCUACAGUUUAGUUGCACACAGUCCAAUGUUGUGCCCCUCCCAUGAGGACUGACCUACAGUUUAAGUACUACCAGUCCAAUGUUGUGCCUCUCCCAUGAGGACUGACCUACAGUUUAAGUACUACCAGUCCAAUGUUGUGUCCCUCCCAUGAGGACUGACCUACAGUUUAAGUACUACCAGUCCAAUGUUGUGCCACUCACAUGAGGUCUGACCAACAGUUUAAAUACUACCAGUCCAAUGUUGUGCCACUCCCAUGAGGACUGACCUACAGUUUAAGUACUACCUGUCCAAUGUUGUGUCCCUCCCAUGAGGACUGACCUACAGUUUAAGUACUACCAGUCCAAUGUUGUGCCACUCCCAUGAGGUCUGACCAACAGUUUAAAUACUACCAGUCCAAUGUUUCCAUCUUCUUGUCUUUUCAAUAGUUUAUCCUUCAUCUCAUCGUCAUUUUAAUGUUAAUGGAAGAAAAAUUUAUUGUUAAUUUUUUUUAAAUUAUUUUUUGUUGCCAUAAUGAAGCAGACAAUGACUACCAUGGACAUAUUGUAUCUUUUUAGGUGAGAAUUGAGGACGACAUUGCGGUAACUGACAGUGGUUUGGAGCUGCUCACGACUGUGCCCAGGGCAGUGGAGGAAAUAGAAAGGGUUAUGGCAGAAGGGAGACAAUCUCACCAGCCUUUGCCUCAGUCCAGGACCUGCUGUUAACAACAAUGAAAAUUUAAAGGGUCAAGAAUUAAUGCCCUUCCUUCUUUCUCUGAUUAGGUUCAGUGAAAUAUUCAUGUUGUUUUUUUGCUAGAACUGCUGGUAAUUGACUAACUGAUACCAAAAUAAAAUAGUAAAGCUACUUUUUGCCUCUCAUUAUGUUCAGCAAAACAUAUCAAACAUUUUCCAUUUGUUAGAACUGCUGGUAAUUAAAUAAAUGAGAAUAAAAUAAGUAUAGCAAUACUAGCACAUGCAAUCAUGAUGUAGAACACAAUCAAAUAGAUAUAUUAUUAAGAUUAUGAUUUAAUGUUUUUUUUAACUCUCAGAGAAUAUGAAAUAUUUAUCUGGUAAUGGAAAAUUCUUAGUGUGAUAUUAACUUAUCGUAAAAUAAUUAAUAUGACAUUUUAAGGGAAAUUCUAGAUUUUAGCUGUUUUUUUUUUUUUAAAUAAAUCUUAUAUGCUAUGGAAGUAAUUUCAAUAACGUCACUAAUCAGUAUUGAAAGUGUUUCCCCUAAGUUAUCCAGAAAUCUUGAGAAAGUUAUUGUUUUUGUUUGCCAUUCCAAGAAUUUGUUUAUAUAACGAGCCACCCUAACCCCGUUUCUUCAUAAUUUGCUUAAAAAAUUAUUAUUUUUUUAAAAAAGAUUUCUUUAAUUAUAUUUAACCAGUCUUUUCUUUGAUAGAUGAUGUUUUUAAUUUUUCAAUAGCCUGAAGUCAUUUUGAUGAUAUACCAUAUUCCUUCUAUCUAGAAGUGGACCAAAUAUUGACUCAUUUGUAAUUCAGAGACGCAUUGAUUCAUUGAUUGUAAACAAUUUAAUUUUGUUGACCUGCCCCUAGUCAUCAAUGAUGAAUGUAAUAUUAAUGACAAACUUGGCUACUUAUAUAACCUCACGAGUCAAGGAUAUUGCCUUACAACCAACAGCAAGUCAUGGGUGAGUGACAGCCGAGUGACAGCCAAUCCACAAAAGAUGUAUUCACCCUAAAAAAAAAUCAGGCUCAGCCCAUCUAUAGUUCCUCAUUGGUGUCGGCAGUAGACAUAUAAUUGAUAUACAUGUGAUGGAUUUGAGAUGUACUUAGGAAGUCUAUGUGAUGCUAUGUAAUGUAGGGAUCUACGUAAUGUGUACAUAAUGUUUUUGUGAUGUGUCACUGCUCGUAUUGCCUUAUUAUAAUUUAAAUGAAAACUUUUUUAGGGUUUGACCUAUCUAUGCCAGGUAAUCCAAUUAUUUGUGACUGAAUAAACAUAUUUGAUUAACU
Molecule: messenger RNA, 14048 nt
Organism: Lymnaea stagnalis (great pond snail)
Lineage: Eukaryota; Metazoa; Mollusca; Gastropoda; Lymnaeidae
Source: the annotation of a GenBank genome assembly